Molecule: messenger RNA, 1489 nt
Organism: Tripterygium wilfordii
Lineage: Eukaryota; Viridiplantae; Streptophyta; Magnoliopsida; Celastrales; Celastraceae
Product: late embryogenesis abundant protein 1-like
Exons: 3
Coding region: 266-553 (95 amino acids)
Source: RefSeq, a predicted model, not a curated record
AAAUGAUGGACACCUGGCUCAUUUGUUCUCAAAUACAUUGCAUUGCUUGACCAAGUAUGUGAUUCCCACCUCGGAAGCAGAAUUACCCGCUCUCCCUGCAGUUCCUAUUAUGACUCGUUCAGAAUUAGCAAAAUUCUCUAGCUGUCACUCAUAAACAAACCCAGAAACUAAUAUAUAUAUAUAUAACCACUACCUUACAAUCCCAACUAAGUAGAAACUACUGAAAUCAAUCUUUCCAAGCGUCAGAAUUUGAUUCAGAGAAAACAUGUCCAACAUGCAGCAAAGCUUCAGUGCAGGCCAAACCCAAGGCCAGACCCAGGCCAGUGUGGAAGAUUGGAUGCAGUCAGGUCAGAACACAGGGAACAGGACAUCCAGUGCUGCCCAAUCUGCAGGGGACUCUGCCAAACAAGGAACAGACCAGGCCACUGGUUUUCUCCAGCAGACAGGGGAGCAAGUGAAGAGCAUGGCACAAGGUGCAGUGGACGCUGUGAAGAACACACUUGGCACUGGUGACAGCAACAACAACAACAACAACAACAGCAGGAAAUCAUAAGACCAAACCCUCCCUCCCCAAUUGAUGAAAGGGAUAAUGCUGCUUCCAUUAGUAGUUUUGAAUUAAGUUUGCUGGUUUGAGAUUUCUCUGUUCAGAGAUCUUCUAUAAGCAUGAGUUUAAGAUGUAAUAAGGUGUCUUCCAUUUCUUUUUUGUUUUUCUGUUUUUUUUGGGAGCAAAAGAUGUAAUAAAAAUUAACAAUAAUGAAAAUGAGAUGAUGCAGCUAAUGUUCUCUACUUCUUCUGUCCAUGAAGCAAAUAAUUUUCUUACAUGAUCUGGUGGAUCUUGUGUUUCUUCUUGUCUUUAAAUGAAAAUUUUCUUAUUCUAAUUGAGACAGAGUAAAAUUUCAACACAGUUGAACAAAUACAAUUGUUGGGGUCUAGUGCAGGGGAAACCACACAAAAGUAUAGUAUCACAAGGAACAAUAUCAGAAUACACACAAUCGGGACAAAGGUAGAAUUAUCUACAAGCAAUAACCACGAGUAUAAUGGAAGUAAAUAAGCAAGUAGCGAAGAGGAGCACACGAGAUUUACGUGAUUCGUCUAUACCAAGCCUAUGUCCACGAGAUUGCGCGUGUAUUCCAUUAGUUGAAGAAAAUCGAGCCUUUUGGACAACCUCCAAGAUUGCUCAACCCAGCUUUGAUCUCCCCUCUCAAAAAUCUAACAAAAAAUCACACUCUUGUUCACUCAAUAAUAAACCUCACAAUUCACAAAGCUCUCUCCACUAUGUUUUUCGUCUCUCUCGACCUAGAAAGAAAACCCUCAAAACAUGUGUUACAAGUGAAAUCCCGGAAGAAACUUAGGUAGCUGACUGGGUGCCUGCUAUCCGGACAGAAAAUGGAGCAUGUCGGACAGCACAUGUUCUGACUUUUCUGACUGCAGAGAUACAUGAAAGGAGCCUUCUGUCCGGACAGCACCUGAGAUGAUCGAUCUCCUCAAU